GGGCAGCCAUGGGCCGACCAUGGGGCACCGAGCCCCGGAGCCCGCGGGCCCGCUCCCCGGCCCCGCCCGCCCCGCCCGGGUGGAGCCGUGCCCCGCCCCGCCGCGGGAGGAGGAUGAGGCGGCGGCGGCCCCGGCCGAGGCGGCUGCCCCAUGGCGGAGGAUGUUGACCUGAAAGCAUGUCGGAGAGCUUUGGAUGACUGCUGUCCACCUCCAGGAGAGGAUCAGCUGGAACUGCAAGAAGACGAGAAAGACAUAAAUCAAAGCAAUAGCAACCAUGUAGAUUCCCUUCUCACCUUAGAGGGCUAUUUACAGCUUCUGUCAUCACAGGUGGAAAACAUGCUAGAGGUAAAUGAGAAGAUACAGGUCAACUUACUGGAAGAUACACAAGUUGCUACUUCUAGUGGAGGCCAAGACCCAUCAUCCUCACACCUCAAUAUAAACCUGACCCAGACACUUCAGAACAGUUUCAGUCCUCCUGAUGCCUCACUGCUAAGAACAGACUACCCCACUCAAUUAAAUUCAAAACCAAGACACUUACAAAGGCAAGAGUUUUUCCCUCAAUCAAGCUCUAAUAUCACAAAUCCAGAAUCACAAUUUCAUGGGUCAAAUUUGACAGGGCUGUUUUCAGCUGCUGACCUUAGAAAUCUAACAGCCCAUGAUGAUAAUUUUGAUGAAAUUAAGCUCAUGUCUUUGGCUUUGGAGGAAGGCUUUAGUCCUAUAGAAGUUUCUCAGAUCUUUGAAGAGCCUGGCUCAGAUUCAGGACUAUCUUUGAAUUCAGAUCACAGCACCACCUCUUAUUCAGUCUGCUGUGAAGAUUCUGUUGGGUACAGCAGUGGUGUUAAAUCUGCUCCUUCACAUGGCUUAGGAGCUGUUGGUGGCCACUGCCAAGAAAACAUUAAGCACAGCCAUGUGGAAUAUCCAGGUGUUGCAGAGUGUUCUACAGAAGCCAUGCUUCAGCAGUUUCUUCAUAAUCACACUUACAAUCAGCUGCCAAGUCAAGCAGCACCCACUCCAGGGCAUUAUCAACAGAUGUGGAUGAAGAAAGCAAACGAAGUAAAGGAGAGGUGCCAUAAUUCUACUGCUACAAACCGGAGCAGAGACGAGUGGCGUGCAAAAGCUCUGAGAAUACCAUUUUCAGUUGAGGAAAUUGUGAGCAUGUCUGUUGACUCUUUCAACGCCAUGCUAUCAAAGAACCAGCUGACAGAAACUCAGGUAUCACUUCUACGUGACAUCAGACGAAGAGGAAAAAACAAGGUAGCUGCCCAAAAAUGCCGUAAACGCAAACUGAAUGCAAUUCUUAACUUGGAAGAAGAUGUGUGUAAUCUCCAAACACAAAAGGAGAGCCUUAAAAAGGAGCACUCCCAGUGUAGCAAAUUAAUCAACCAGAUAAAGCAAAAAUUAAACAACUUGUAUCAUGACAUUUUCAGUAGACUGAGGGAUGACCAGGGUAGACCUGUUAACCCACGCCAGUAUGUCAUUGACUGCAGUAGCAAUGGAAGUGUUUUCAUAAUACCCAAGCACUUGGCCAAAUCUGAACAGAAACAAGACAACAGAAAAGAGCAGAAACAAAAGUAACAUGACUGGAGAUCACCAAAAUCACCUUUAUUUUGCCUUAAAGGAUGAUAAGAGUACUUGUGUGACAACUAAAGGUCAGUCAUUACAGCAGUUCAAACAAACAACUACACUUGAAGAGAAAUACUCUGUGUUCAGGAGUCUGGCAAACCCGAGCAGCUGUGAUCUGUUGGAAGGUCCAUGAGCUGAGGCUUCCAGAUGAGAAAAUCUGUUUAGUUUUAGUUAGAAUUAAAGGAGCUAGACCAUCAGUGCAGUGUAGCUUUAUAGACCUAUGUUAAAACUAGGAAUUUAGUUACUGGUAAUGGGGGGCAGAGGGGAGAACAUCAGUGAGGGAUAAAAGUCAACUUUGGAUCAAUGUUACACAUGCAAGAAAAUGUUUUAGUCUUGAAUACUUGACUCUUUAUACGGAAAAUGACCUUACUUUAUUCUCUAGCACUGAAAGAAAAAUUACAGUUCUAGUGUAUUUUCAACUUAAAUUCACUGUGGAUUUACAUAGGCUCAAGAGAUAAACUGCAUGCUUUGCAUUUAUUCAGAAGAAGCUCUGCUUUUCCUGGUUUUUCUUCGAGGAGAGCGGCCCAGGAGGCUAGUGCAUUUUUCCUCACUACUUUCAGCAUCGUAACUCCAAGCAAAGAUAACCUGGCACUUAAUUUUAUGACUCAUAUACACACAGUCUGCAAACAUCCUGAAAAAUAGUGGCUGAUUGAAUAUUUUCUUACCUUCAUCCUUUGCUACUAAAUUACUCUCAACUUUCUUCCACAAAAUGACCAGUGAUGAAGGAGUUUCUGUUCUGUUUCUUAGUGACUGUGAUAUUUAUUUGUGUACCUUCUCUUUUCCUUCCAUUUUGAUACCUUCCUCAAGAAGUACUUGAGUUUUUCUCUGUGGCAUUUUUAACUGGUAUUUUUUAAGUGUCUUUAAUGUUUCAGAUUUAAUUUUUUAAAAUAUAUGUUUUACGUAGUCUUUAACUUGAACCAAAUUACUGUUUAUCUAUACUUGUAAUUUUUGAGGUUACACUCUGAUAGCGCUCCAAAUGAAGAGGUUUUUGGUUUGACAUUUAUUUGUGCUAUUAGAAAGGAAAAGUUUUAUUCACUUACAUACUUACAACUUCCUAAAAAGGUUUGCAAGAGAGAUGGCCUAAAAGGCAUGUAAUUAAUGAUAAGGAAGGAAUGUUUAGGUAUAUUAUUAUGAAAGUAACUACUAAUAAUAAUUUCUAGAUAACAGCACAUACUUUAUGUUAAUUUUAUAACUGAAACAUAUAAAACUGGUAUUUAAAAAGUUCUCAUUGGUCAUGGCAUGACAAUGGAGCAAACUUAAAAAAAUCACUUGUACCAAUCAUGUAAGAACUACACAUACAAGCUUAAAUGCCAAAUUAUACCUGCUGCAGAAACAAACCGCCCCUGGCAUGGAAGUCACAUUGGCUGCUUGCACUUAUCUGUAACAAAACUGAUCUUAUCCUAUGACAUUUUCUAAAAAGGGAGCUCUAAGAUAGUGCCAAGUACAAUGAAUUAUCAAUAAUGAAAUCAGACUAUUUGAACAAUUUUCUCAGCAUUUUCUAUUAAAAUAUUUCUUUAAAUAAA
Serinus canaria (Common canary) is the source of this 3146-nucleotide messenger RNA. RefSeq names its product NFE2 like bZIP transcription factor 3 (gene NFE2L3). Lineage: Eukaryota; Metazoa; Chordata; Aves; Passeriformes; Fringillidae. Gene Ontology annotation, molecular function: RNA polymerase II cis-regulatory region sequence-specific DNA binding; DNA-binding transcription factor activity, RNA polymerase II-specific. The transcript is spliced from 4 exons. Gene Ontology annotation, biological process: regulation of transcription by RNA polymerase II. The coding region runs from base 151 to 1575 and encodes 474 amino acids. Gene Ontology annotation, cellular component: nucleus. The record is from RefSeq and is a predicted model, not a curated record.